Messenger RNA from Paramecium octaurelia, 735 nucleotides. NCBI's taxonomy places the organism in Eukaryota, Ciliophora, Oligohymenophorea, Peniculida, Parameciidae. The record is from the annotation of a GenBank genome assembly.
AUGAUUUAAUCAAAUAUUAAAAAAAAUUAUUAAGAUUAGAAUUAGAAAGUAAUCUUAUUCUUUAUUAAUAGAAAAUAACUAAAUAAUUCAAAACUAAAUGGAGUUUGAUUAAAAAAUUAUUGAUAUAAAUAAUAAGUUGGAAGGGAAGGAAAUAGAAUAUUAAAAUAUAAAAAAAUAAUUUGAUCAACUAAAUUAAGAUAAUAUUAGUUUAAAAAAAUAAUUUGAAUAAGAUAAAGUAAAUUUAAUAAAGAAAUAAAAAGAUUCAUGUAUUAAUAUUUAUGUUAUUAAACAGAAAACUAAUUAGAAUAAUCAUUAAAUCAGAAAAUUAUCUAAAAGGAUUCAGAGUUACAAACUCUAGAAAACAUUAUUGUAUGUGUGAGAAAGUGAUUCCAAAAAUAGGCUAAACACGGUUUGAAUUUGAAAUUCAUAGAAUUAGUGGAUGGUGUGAAGUUGGAAUUGGAUUUAGAGAAAUGAUUAAAUAAAAUGGGUAUAGAGAGGAAGGUUAAGGUAAAGGGUAUUAAAUCAGAUUGAUUAUAAUUUAGAUCAUAUUUAUUAAGAGAAUAGGGUUCUACAUAUUUUCAUCAGUCAAAUAAUACUUAAGGGUAAGCAUUUAAAUUCUAAGUUAAUGAUAUAGUGAUAAUGGAAGUGAGUAUAGAACAAAAAUAAUAAAUGGUCUAAAUUUAGUUCACAAGAUUAUUUAGUAAAUAUGAUUAUACAUUUGAUCACGCAAAUUGA